AUGCAAGAAAUGGAGACUGCAGCCCCCAGUGAGAGGGGAUCUCACGGCAAGGAACAAGAUGACAAGUCAAUCCUUGCCAUCUUGAAGAUGACUGUGGAAGAACUUCUCAUUCUGGACUUGAACGACAAGUUCGACAUGGUGUUGGGCAUGCCGUGGCUUGCACGGCAUGAUCUUGUUAUCGACGGGGAGAAGCGUACGGUCUACAAGAAGAUGGAGUUGGAGGACCCUCCGACUGAUACGUCGGAGUUGACCUCGCUUCCAGUUAUGAGCUGGAAGCGCUUCGCAAAGAACCUUGGCAAGAUGGAGCAGAAACGCUUCGACGAGCAGCGUUGCAAGAUUUUGCGAGAGCUCAAGGAUGGACUCUCGGACGAGACUCCCACGGAUCUUCCGCAGGACGCAAGGCUACAGCACGGCAUUGACCUCGUACCGCGGAAGAAGUACCCUGACACAACAGUGGCUACUGUCGCGGAAACAAGCAAGGUGCGCGACGCAUUGCUUGGGUUCGGUGCGCGACUUCGCACCGAGCUGCUUCUACGUGGAAUACGUUCACAGCCGGGUUGUGGACGGGAAGAAGAAACGCGCACGAAAACGGGCACUUCGUGGCCGCAUUUAACAGCUGCGGCCAAGCUAGGAUUGGCUGCUGCGUCGAUCUUGGCAGCGGUUGUCCAAGAUCGAUCCUUGUCCCGAAUACAUCCGAUUUCGCGAUCUGAUGCGCGUUGA
This is a messenger RNA of Phytophthora megakarya, 720 nucleotides long. Lineage: Eukaryota; Oomycota; Peronosporomycetes; Peronosporales; Peronosporaceae. The record is from the annotation of a GenBank genome assembly.